Trichomonas vaginalis G3 is the source of this 984-nucleotide messenger RNA. Its product is annotated as spectrin binding. The transcript has a single exon. Lineage: Eukaryota; Parabasalia; Trichomonadida; Trichomonadidae. Gene Ontology annotation, molecular function: protein binding. The coding region runs from base 1 to 984 and encodes 327 amino acids. The record is from RefSeq and is a predicted model, not a curated record.
AUGAGCAAAGAACCUGAUAGCCAAGCAAUUCUGGCACGGCUAGAUGAAUCUCUUAAUGAUGGUAAGUUCUUUGAAGAGUUUAAUAAGGCAGUAGUCAAUACUUUCUUAAGAAAUAAUGAAAUUACAAUUGAGCAAGCAACGACAUUAAUAUCGGAAGCCAAGUACAAAUAUGCAUCAAAGGAUUCUUUCCGCCUUUUCCAAUCUGUCAGAAUUAAAGAUCUCGAAUCCAUCGAUAAACUCAUUACUUUCCUUUCAACCUUGAAAGAAACACUCAAAUCACCAUUCUUUGACAUGAUAUCAGAUGUUAUACACAAACAAGAAGCAGAGAAAAACAAACUAAACGAAGAAAUUGAAAAUCUCAAAGAGCAGAUUGCGCAAACCCAAAAUUCAGACGAAAAACCAGUUAUUAUUCUGAAGGACAAAACAGAUUUUACAAGAGUCUAUAAUUUGCUCGGUAAAGUUGCCAAUAGCGGCGAUGAAGAGUCAAUUCAGUUUUUAAACAAGUAUGGAUUCACAGAUGUCAAGAAUUCUCAAAACGAAUCAUUACUAGUCACAGCUUGCCAAAAGGGCGAUACAAAAUUAGUUCAAUUUUUGAUAGAAAACGGAUCAGAUCGUCAUGUCACCGAUAAAGAUGGGAAUAACAUACUUAUCGUUGCUACAAAGAACUCAAGAACAGAAACCAUCAACUAUUUACUCAGUAUCGGCUUUGAUCCUUCGAUCACAUCACAAAAUGGCGAAAAAGCUAUCACAAUUGCCACAAAUAACAAACAAUACGAUAUCGUAGAAUUACUAUUCGAUCAUGGAAUCAGAUACGAGUCUAAAGAUGAAAUCAACGAGAAUGCUGUUUUUGGAUUUACAAAUCUUGGCAAAUUAAAAAUUUUACAGCAUCUUUCAGACCUAGGUGUCAACUUUUUAGUCAAAGAUGACAAAGAGAGAACUCCUUUGUUCUAUUCCAUUAAAAAAGGCUACGAAGACGUCACUUAA